AUGCCGAAUUCAGUACAGGAGAACCUCGACGACUACGAUGCCCCAUGGACUGACCUUCAUACUCUAUCGCCAAGCAAUCGUUAUGGGCACGUGCGCUCUCCGGACAUCCCACGCUCGGUCAUUCCUACUUCAAACAUCUCUGGAUCCGCCUGUACGAAUCGAGUCACACUCACCUUCCAAGCCUCAUAG
Exserohilum turcica Et28A is the source of this 189-nucleotide messenger RNA. RefSeq lists its product as uncharacterized. The record is from RefSeq and is a predicted model, not a curated record. Bases 1 to 189 code for a protein of 62 amino acids. NCBI's taxonomy places the organism in Eukaryota, Fungi, Ascomycota, Dothideomycetes, Pleosporales, Pleosporaceae. The transcript has a single exon.